AAUAUCGAACCGACUACAUACUAGCAUUGUAUUUGAUGAAGUGUUAACUUAUGAAGUUAAUUAAUCCAAUAACGAUACUAUCAGUGUUUAAUAUAUAUUUUUUAUUGUUAUAGUAUAUUUUGGUACACCUUAUGUUAGAAAAUAUUCGGUAAAAUAUUGUUUAGUGCAUAGUGGCAUUAAUUUCACAUAGUUACAUUAUUGUUUAUAUAUUUUAAAUAAAUUUACUUUAAUCUCAACUCACAGUAUUAACAAUGAAUGUAAUGUAUUUCUGGUUAAUAUAUUUAUACUUAAUUGUUGGAUCCGGAAUUUUGUGUUACGGGGAAGAUUCCUGCUCAAUAAAUACUGAGGAUAAAUUUUAUUGUUCAAAUGGACUGUGUAUCGAAUGGUCGUGGGUUUGUGAUGGUCGUAAGGAUUGUUCAGAUGGUUCAGAUGAGCCCAAAGAGUUGUGUGCUCGAUAUGAGUAUGGAGCAAAUACGACCACAAAUUGCGGUAGAGUGCAAGUCAGUAACGGUACGUUGAUCAACAAUGAGAAAAAACAACCCUUUGAGGAGCUUAUGGUUUAUAUAUUAGAACGAAUUGAUGGUGUUGGUUAUUUCUUGGUGUGUGGAGGAACAAUUAUUUCUCCAGAUGUAAUCAUUUCUGUGGCAAGUUGUUUUUGGAAAAAAGGUAUGUCGUCUAAGCAAAUAUCAAUAAAAAAAGAACAAUAUGUAGUAUUUAUUAAUGAAGAAAUGACAAUAAAUCUUAAAGCUAAUGGCUUUAAUUUUGAUCGAAUAAUAUUUGUACAAAAGAUUUACCUGAAUGAAGGUUUUAAUGGAUUAGAUGGGCUAUAUGCUAAUGAUAUUGCUGUUAUUGUGUUAGCGAAAAAAAUUUCGUAUGGACAUGGUUUUGAACCUGUUUGCAUCGAUUGGAAUAAUAAAUAUAAAGUAGAGAAUGGAGAUAAAGGAAUGGUUGUUGUUCACGGCUCGCAUAAUGGCACACAACAUGAAAUUAAUACUUAUUUUAAAUAUAUUGAUCAUAAUACUUGUCGAAAACUGCAUACAGAUGGAUUUCAACGAUUUGUGACUUUUGAUAAGUUUUGUGUUGAUACUAAAUUGAGUAAUACAAAUUUAAACUCUGAUUAUGGCGAUGAAAGUAUUGAUUUUACAGUGAUUCUUGUUCAUUUUGUAUCUAUUAGUUACCACAUUUGGUUGGCACAGUAAAGUUCAUAGAUUUUUAACUUUGUUGGAGAUUUUAGAUUUAUUGGAUCUAGUUGGUACUUUGAGGGUCACAAGUAAUAAAGAUUAGUAAUUUACUGAAUAACUUUUAAAAAAAUGUAGUAAUACACACGUUUUAGACAAUAUUACCUAUAACAAC
Messenger RNA from Acyrthosiphon pisum (pea aphid), 1353 nucleotides. RefSeq names its product suppressor of tumorigenicity 14 protein homolog. The record is from RefSeq and is a predicted model, not a curated record. Gene Ontology annotation, molecular function: protein binding; serine-type endopeptidase activity. Lineage: Eukaryota; Metazoa; Arthropoda; Insecta; Hemiptera; Aphididae. The coding region runs from base 252 to 1199 and encodes 315 amino acids. The transcript has 7 exons. Gene Ontology annotation, biological process: proteolysis.